CUUCGCGCAUCUGGUUUCGUUUAAGGAUAUAGACCGUUUGGUUCUCUGCUCCUCUUUUUUUUCACCUUUUUCCUUUAAAAACUCUUUCCUUUCUCCAGUACGUCGUUCCGCCUCUACGUGUGCCAUGUCCCAACUGCCCCACGGUGUCGUGGAGAGCCUCCAGCAACUCCUCUUGGGCUUGGAGUCCAGCGAUAAUAGCAUUCGAAGCGAGGCCGAGAAGAGCUUGAAUAAUGAUUGGAUUCUGGCAAGGCCCGAUUUGCUACUUUCUGGUCUCGCGGAACAGGUGCGGGGGGCGGAUAAUCCUGCUAAACGUUCCUUUGCUGCCGUCUUGUUCCGGCGGAUGGCCAGCAAAUCAUCAACAAAGGAUAAUCAGCCUAGUGAAUUGUUCCUAUCAUUGGCCCCCGAAAUUAAAAUCUACAUUAGGAAUGUUUUGCUUGGUUGCUUUUCGGAGGAAACGGACAAGGCCGCCAGAAACAAGACUGGCGACGCCGUAGCUGAGGUGGCUAGACAGCUGAGUGAUGCGGAAGAAUCAUGGCCGGAACUUUUACAUGCUCUUUUCCUGGCUAGCAAGCAUCUAGAUCCUAGCCAUCGGGAAUCAGCUUUCAGGAUAUUUGCUACUACACCCGGGAUCAUCGAGAAGCAGCACAGUGAGGCUGUCCAAGGGGUAUUCGUCACUGGGUUCGGGGAUGAUGAUUUGGGGGUCCGGAUUGCUGCGAUGGAGGCAUUUUCAGCCUUCUUCAGAUCGAUUAAGAAGGCGGCGCAAAAGACGUUUUACCCGCUUCUUACCCAUAUCCUCAACAUUUUGGUGCCCAUAAAGGAUUCACAAGAUUCAGAUAAUCUCUCGAGAGCACUCAUGGCCCUCAUUGACCUUGCUGAGGUCGCCCCGCUAAUGUUCAAGCCCUUGUUCAACAAUGUUGUCAAGUUUGGAAUUUCGGUAGUGCAGGAUAAGGAUCUGACGGAUUCCGCAAGGCAGAACGCAUUGGAAUUGCUGGCUACAUUUGCAGAUAAUGCGCCUAACAUGUGCAAAAAAGACCCACUCUACACCUCUGAGAUGGUUACGCAGUGUUUGAGCUUGAUGACGGAUAUAGGAACUGAUGAUGAUGACGCUUCGGAAUGGAAUGAAUCUGAUGAUCUUGAUAUGGACGAAAGCGACCUCAACCACGUCGCCGGCGAGCAAUGCAUGGACCGUCUUGCUAACAAAUUGGGUGGAUCUGUUCUUCUUGCGCCCACUUUCCAAUGGCUUCCAAGAAUGAUGACUUCCUCUGCGUGGCGUGAUCGACAUGCUGCCCUGAUGGCUAUCUCGGCUAUCUCGGAAGGCUGCAGGGAUAUGAUGGAAGCCGAGUUAGACAAGAUCUUGGAUCUGGUUGUUCCCGCUUUGAGAGAUCCUCACCCACGAGUGAGAUGGGCUGGGUGUAAUGCGUUAGGGCAGAUGAGCACGGAUUUUGCCGGUAUUAUGCAAGAGAGAUAUCAUAGCAUCGUUCUUACCAAUAUAAUACCGGUCCUUGAGUCUCCUGAGCCAAGAGUCCAAUCGCAUGCGGCUGCCGCUCUGGUCAAUUUCUGCGAAGAAGCCGAGAAGGAAGUCCUUGAGCCCUAUCUCGAUGACUUGCUUCGACGUUUGUUGGAACUGUUGCACAAUGACCAGAAACGUUACGUCCAGGAGCAGGCACUCUCCACCAUUGCUACCAUCGCCGAUUCUGCGGAAGUUGCGUUUUCUAGGUACUAUGAUACCUUGAUGCCUUUGCUAUUCAACGUCUUGAAUCGCCCUCAGGACCCUGAGUCAAAGGAUCUUCGUCUACUUAGCGCAAAAGCUAUGGAAUGCGCUACUUUGAUUGCCCUUGCAGUGGGGCGUGAGAGACUUGGUAAUGAUGCGGUUCAACUUGUCCAGGUGCUUGGACGUAUUCAACAGAAUGUUACCGACCCUGACGAUCCACAGGGGUCAUACCUCCUUCAUUGCUGGGGCCGUAUGUGCCGUGUAAUGGGCAAUGAUUUCCUUUCAUACCUUCCUGCUGUCAUGCCUCCCCUCCUAGAGCUUGCAAGUGCUAAGGCAGACGUCCAACUUCUUGACGAUGAUGAACAUGUGGCACAAAUUGAGCAGGAGGAAGGAUGGGAGCUUGUUCCUGUUCGCGGAAAAUACAUUGGAAUCAAAACAUCAGCUUUGGAUGACAAAUAUAUGGCAAUUGAGCUUUUGGUGAUCUACGCUCAACAACUAGAGGCUGCAUUUGAGCCAUACGUCCAGUCAGUUAUGAGGGAUAUUGCUAUCCCAGGGUUGAGCUUUUUCUUCAAUGAUGCGGUUCGGGUUGCUUCCGCUCGACUUGUCCCUCAACUCCUCAAUUCUAUCAAGAAGGCCCACGGUCCAGGUUCCGCUCAAUUAGUGGAAGUUUGGCAGCUAACUCUUGCGAAAAUACUCGAUGUCCUAGCCACCGAGCCAGCAGUCGACACAUUAGCCGAGCUUUACCAGUGUUUCUACGAGUCGGUUGAGGUGAUUGGCCAGAACUGUUUGCCCGCGGAGGCUAUGUCUACCUUCAUCAAUGCCGCAGAUGGCGCUCUCCGGGAGUACCAACAAAGAGUGCAGGUUCGUCUCGAAGAGGCUCAAAAGCCCGAGGAGGAAAGAGAGGACAAUGAGGACGCUUUGUAUGCCAUUGAGGAUGACCAAACCCUGUUGUCUGAUAUGAACAAGUCUUUUCACACUAUCUUCAAGCACCAGGGUAUCUCAUUCCUCCAACACUGGGAGCGAUUGCUACCAUUCUACGAUGCCUUUAUUACCAGCCCAGACCCUACGCAGCGACAAUGGGCGCUCUGUAUUAUGGAUGAUGUUCUGGAGUUUUGCGGACCCGAGGCCUGGAAGUAUCAAAACCACUUUGUUCAGCCACUCAUAAACGGCCUGUCUGACCCGAUUGCUGCCAACCGGCAAGCCGCAGCCUAUGGUGUGGGCAUUGCCGCCAAGAAUGGGGGCCCGAUGUUCUCCGAGUUUGUUGCAGCCACAAUUCCAAAGCUUUUCGAAGUCACUCGACACCCCCAGGGCAGGCAGGAGGAUCACGUUUUUGCGACCGAGAACGCCUGCGCUUCCAUCGCCAAAGUUCUUCACUUCAAUUCCAGCAAAGUGGGGGACGUACAGGCUGUUGUCCAGGCCUGGGUUGGGACUUUGCCCGUUGUUAACGAUGAUGAGGCUGCGCCGUAUGCCUACUCGUUCCUAGUGCAGUUGAUUGAAGGAAAGAACGCCGCCGUUCUCGGUAACGUUCCUCAAAUUUUUGACUACGUUGUUAGAGCUCUUGAUGCGGAGACCAUCCAAGGCCAGACUGCGGAAAGGGUUGUUACCGCUACCAAGAGCCUUUUGGCUAUGGCCGGCGGCUCGGCGGCUCAGGUUUUGGCUUCCAUGCCAGUGGAACGCCACAACGCGGCCAGGCGUUGGUUCUCAUAGUGGAUGUGGGAUAGGGUAUUGGUGAGGGGCGCUCUUGGGUCGUUGUCUUAUUUUUCCUUGUCGUCGCUACGGCAUCAUUAUUGUCUUAGAAUUAGCAACUCUCUUGUUAUGUAACUGGACAGAUAAAGGGAAGGGGGGAUAUGGAUGCCAUACCUGUUGAUUUUGCUUCUAUCAACCUUGUGGGAGGGGCAAGUGAAGGGCGAGCGCCCGGAUUCUUGGAGUCUCAUUGUUGAAGAAAAAGAAAAGGGUUAGUUGGAGAAAUGUAGUUCCUCUGUUU
Molecule: messenger RNA, 3695 nt
Organism: Tuber melanosporum (Perigord truffle)
Lineage: Eukaryota; Fungi; Ascomycota; Pezizomycetes; Pezizales; Tuberaceae
Exons: 8
Coding region: 125-3418 (1097 amino acids)
Biological process (GO): protein import into nucleus
Cellular component (GO): cytoplasm; nucleus
Molecular function (GO): nuclear import signal receptor activity
Source: RefSeq, a predicted model, not a curated record